Neltuma alba is the source of this 2385-nucleotide messenger RNA. Its product is annotated as probable glucan endo-1,3-beta-glucosidase A6. NCBI's taxonomy places the organism in Eukaryota, Viridiplantae, Streptophyta, Magnoliopsida, Fabales, Fabaceae. The coding region runs from base 782 to 2176 and encodes 464 amino acids. Gene Ontology annotation, biological process: carbohydrate metabolic process. Gene Ontology annotation, molecular function: hydrolase activity, hydrolyzing O-glycosyl compounds. The record is from RefSeq and is a predicted model, not a curated record. The transcript is spliced from 3 exons.
UAUCGUUUCUAAGAUGUCAAAAUAGAACACAGAUAUACUAAUAAAUAUUUACCCUCUCGUCUAGGGUGGAGAGUAUCAGAGUGUUGAAAUCCCUGUCGACAUAGAGACGACCCAGCCUUGUCACUUCAUUCAUACUCAAACGGCUAUCUUCAGCUUUAUGGCAAAGUACGUAAGUUGCCCACUUUUUCCUCAGUCACCAUCUCUCCCUCUUUUUGCCUUUUCCCCCCUUUCCUCGAAACUCAUCAGUAUUCUCAUUACCUCACAAAUCAUCACUAAAUUUCAACCAAAAUCCCAUUAUUACCAACAAAUGCAAACUGACAAAGCUCCAAUCAGCGGCAAACGGACCCCACUUUUUCCUCCGGAGAAAAUUAGAUUCCCCCUUUACUCAUCUUUCUCCUUCUCUCUCACACGUUUUUUAGUUCUUUAAUUAUUGUAUUUUUACUAAUCUUUCUCCCCCAAAGACAAAAGACGGAAAAAAGAAAAAAAGUUUAUAUUCCCAAGCUGCUCUCCUUCCUCAAUCCUCACACACCAUCAAUCCUUCGUAGAAUAGUCAGCGGAACAGUCUAACCUCAACCUCCUUGUCAUUUUUCUUCCUUCUUUAUUCUUUAGCUGCUUCUUCCUCUUGGAUCCAAUCUCUGCUUUGUUCAGUUUCUCAUUCUUCUCUCCCAUUAAAAAAAUUCCUCUUUUUUCGCUCAUGGCACAACUUGUAGCUUUUAGUUUAUAGUAUUCUAGUGCUAUAAAUAGAAAUAGUGAGCUGAACAAGGAAACAGACCUGGUUACAAUGGCUAUGGGGUUUCUUUCUCUGUUCGUGCUGUUCUUCUUCGUCUCUGUAUCAAGUGCAGAAUUCUCGAGCAUUCCAGGGGUCAACUAUGGCCAAGUGGGGAACAAUUUGCCAUCGCCAUUGAAGUCGGUGGAGCUCAUCAAAUCUCUUAAAGCCAAACGCGUCAAAAUCUACGACGCAAAUCCAGAAAUCCUAAAAGCCCUAAGAAACACAAACCAUCAAGUCUCAGUCAUGGUCCCCAAUCAACUCAUCGUUAACAUCUCCUCCAACCAAACCCUCGCCGACGAAUGGAUCAAAACCAAUGUGCUUCCUUUCUACCCUAAAACCCUCAUUCGCUACCUCCUCGUCGGCAACGAGGUCAUCAGUAGUGGCCCGCCGGAAGUCUGGGCGGCGCUCGUACCGGCAAUCCGACGAAUCAAGCAUUCUCUCAAAUGCUUCGGGAUUCACAAGGUCAAGGUCGGAACUCCGUCAGCCAUGGACGUGUUGGAAUCGUCGUUCCCGCCGUCGAACGGAACUUUUCGGAGUGAUAUUGCCGAUCGGAUCAUCAGACCAAUGUUGCAGUUCUUGGAUCGGACCAAGUCGUUCUUUUUCCUCGAUGUGUAUCCGUAUUUCGCGUGGAUUUCAGAUCCUAAAAACAUAAAUUUGGAUUACACGCUUUUUGAGUCGAAGAACAUAACGGUUACGGAUCCCGGCACGGGUUUGGUGUACCACAAUAUGUUCGACCAGAUGGUUGACGCUGUGUAUUUCGCGAUGAAACGACUCGGGUAUCCGAAUAUUCGGAUCUUCAUCGCCGAAACGGGUUGGCCCAAUGGAGGGGACGUUGACCAGAUUGGCGCGAAUAUUCACAACGCUGCAAUUUACAAUCGAAAUUUUGUAAAGAAGGUUACGACUAAACCGCCGGUAGGCACGCCGGCUCGACCAGGUUCCAUUCUCCCGUCAUUCAUCUUCGCUUUGUAUAAUGAGAACCAGAAACCGGGUCCAGGCACGGAGCGCCACUUCGGGCUGUUGUACCCGAACGGGUCACACGUGUACGAGAUUGAUCUGUCCGGGAAGACGCCGGAGUCGGAGUACAAGCCGUUGCCGCCGGCGGAGAACAAUGAGCCAUACAAAGGGAAGAUAUGGUGUGUGGUAGCUGAGGGAGCCAAUAAGACGGCCCUGCCGGCUGCGUUAUCGUACGCUUGCUCGCAGGGCAACAAAACCUGCGAUGCGAUCCAACCCGGAAAGCCGUGUUUCAAACCCGAUUCGUUGGUUUCUCAUGCCAGUUAUGCCUUUAGCUCAUACUGGGCCCAGUUCAGGGCAUCAGGUGGGACCUGCUUCUUCAACGGCCUUGCCACGCAAACGACGAAGGAUCCAGGUCAUGGAUCGUGCAAAUAUCCAAGUGUGACGCUGAAAUAGGCAAGUGGGAAUAUUUUACUUUUUUUUGGGGCAAGUAGGAGUUUCAUUACUCAACAAUUGAAUAAUUAUUGGUGGAAUAUUUAUGGAAGGAAUCAUUCAAUUCCAUUAUGAUUCAUAUGGUAUGGUCAAAUUUCAGAUGGGACACCACAAAAAAAAAAAAAAAAGGAUUAUCCAUUUGAUAUUUUCAAAUUUCAGAUGGGGACUUAAAG